AGUGCCGCAUGCGGUGGGCGGGAAGGGGCGACGCCGCUUCCGCCCGGUGUCAAGAUGGCGGCGCCCUUUGUCUGGGCCGUGUCACGGGCGGUGAUCUGAGGCCGCCAGCGGGCCCGGCAUGGCAGGUUUCUUUUGGCUGCUCCUCUCCAAGGGGUGAUUGCUGUCAAGGGAGACCCAAGGCUGCAGAGCAAGGCAGAAGACCGUCGGGAGCUCAUUGCUGCGACCCACUGCAGACAGGAGGAGGCUCCCUUGUCGCACUGCACGCCCGUCCUGUGCUUAGCAGCUGAAGGAACACGUUUGUGGCUUGCAGCAGCUGCCCCAGUUGAGCUGGCCUGCCCAGCCCUGACCCACCAUGGAUUUCCCUCAGCACAGCAGGCAGGUUUUGGAGCAGCUGAACCAGCUGCGGCAGCUGGGCUUGCUGUGCGACUGCACCUUCGUGGUGGAUGGCAUCAACUUCAAGGCCCACAAAGCCGUGCUGGCGGCAUGCAGUGAGUAUUUCAGGAUGCUCUUUGUGGACCAGAAGGAGGACGUGGUGCACCUCGACAUCAGCAACGUGGCAGGGUUGGGGCAGGUUUUGGAGUUCAUGUACACGGCCAAGCUGAGCCUGAACCCUGACAAUGUGGAAGAUGUGCUGGCUGUGGCAGGGUUCCUCCAGAUGCGGGAGAUCGUCAACGCUUGCAAUGCACUCAAAUCCCUCACGGUGCUGGCAGAAAGCCCUGUAGAGAGCCGGGAGCUCCUCACUGAGCUCGGGGUUGAGAAGGUGAUUGUUGAGGGCAAAACAGCGGCAGCAGUAACGCAAGGUGAUUCUGACAAACCAAAAGAUCCUUCCAACCCAGAGGGGAAGGAAGAGGCGCCUGUGGCCGCAGCAACACAGCCCAAGGAGCCAGCAGAGCAAGCGGAUGCCAAAGAGGGCCCUGCAGAAAGUCAGCAGGCAGGAGGUGUGGACAGUGCUGCCGAAGCCGGCCCUGAUGCUACAUCCCCCAGCCGCCUGCAGCCAGCAGAGAGUGAGGUGGGCAACAGCAGCCCCAGGGAGAAGGGCAGCGAUGCUCCCAGCGCUGAGGCAAGAGAGAUGGAGCUGGAAGGGAAGGAGAAAGAGGGGGAGGCGAUGGCGGAGGAAGAAGAGGAGGCUAAAAUUCCCAAGGCAGCACAACCCAAAUUAGAAAGCAGAGAAAAUGCUGAGGAUAACGAAUCAGGGAGCACUGACUCCGGACAGGAGAACUCAGGCGAAACGCGGCUGCUGCGUUCGGGUUCUUACAGCGACAGGACCGAGUCGAAAGCCUACGGCUCCGUCACACACAAGUGUGAGGACUGCGGGAAGGAGUUCACCCACACUGGGAACUUCAAGCGGCACAUCCGCAUCCACACCGGAGAGAAACCCUUCUCCUGCAGGGAGUGCAAUAAAGCCUUCUCAGACCCGGCUGCGUGCAAAGCCCACGAGAAGACGCACAGCCCGCUGAAGCCCUAUGGCUGUGAGGAGUGUGGGAAGAGCUACCGCCUCAUCAGCCUGCUGAACCUGCACAAGAAGCGGCACACGGGGGAGGCCAAGUACCGCUGUGACGACUGCGGGAAGCUCUUCACCACCUCGGGCAACCUCAAGAGGCACCAACUGGUGCACAGUGGGGAGAAGCCCUACCAGUGCGACUACUGCGGGCGCUCCUUCUCUGACCCCACCUCUAAAAUGCGGCACCUGGAGACCCACGACACCGACAAGGAGCACAAGUGUCCCCACUGUGACAAGAAAUUCAACCAGGUGGGGAACUUGAAAGCUCACUUGAAGAUUCACAUUGCGGAUGGGCCCCUGAAGUGUCGGGAGUGCGGCAAGCAGUUCACCACCUCAGGCAACCUGAAGCGGCACCUCCGGAUCCACAGCGGGGAGAAGCCCUACGUCUGUGUGCACUGCCAGCGGCAGUUCGCUGACCCUGGGGCGCUGCAGCGGCACGUCCGCAUCCACACGGGAGAGAAGCCGUGCCAGUGCCUCAUCUGUGGGAAGGCGUUCACCCAAGCCAGCUCCCUCAUCGCCCACGUGCGCCAGCACACGGGGGAGAAGCCCUAUGUCUGCGAGCGCUGUGGCAAGAGGUUCGUGCAGUCAAGCCAGCUGGCCAACCACAUCCGGCACCACGACAACAUCCGACCUCACAAGUGCACUGUCUGCAACAAAGCCUUCGUCAAUGUGGGUGACCUCUCCAAACACAUCAUCAUCCACACCGGGGAGAAGCCGUUCCUCUGUGACAAAUGCGGCCGUGGCUUCAACCGUGUGGACAACCUGCGCUCCCACGUCAAGACGGUGCACCAGGGCAAGGCGGGCAUGAAGAUCCUGGAGCCAGAAGAUGGCAGUGAGCUCAACAUCGUCACGGUGGCCUCAGACGACAUGGUGACGCUGGCCACCGAGGCGCUGGCUGCCACAGCUGUCACACAGCUCACAGUGGUCCCCGUGGCGGCCGCUGUGACGGCAGAUGAGACCGAAGCGCUUAAAGCAGAGAUCACCAAAGCGGUGAAACAAGUGCAGGAAGCAGACCCCAACACUCAGAUCCUUUACGCCUGCGAUUCCUGCGGGGAGAAAUUCCUGGAUGCCAGCAGCCUGGCGCAGCACGUCCGCAUCCACACGGCCCAGGCGCUCGUCAUGUUCCAGGCCGACACGGACUUUUACCAGCAGUACGGGGCCGCUGCUGCCACCUGGCAGACCGAGCAGGUCAUCCCAGCCACCGAGCUGCUUUUCCGUGCCCGCGACAGCCCCCAAGAGGCCCCCGCCGCCCCCCUGGCCCCGGUGCCCCUCGCUGGGGAAGGCCAGGCACCUGCUGAAUGACCCACCUGCACCCCCUCGCCUUUAUUUAAAGUCAGCUGCUUGGAAAUGGUGUAAAAAGUGUAUUUCUGGAAGGAGAGAAAGAGAAGGAAUAAAUGGCAAUAUUUUCUAAAGCAUGUGCUGGAGCCCACUGCCUCACACAGGUGCUGCAGGGGUAGGGAGGGAGGUACUGCAAUAUGUGCUACGAGUGCAGCUGGAUGCUCCCCCCUACUCAGGGCUGGGGCAGCACAAGGGGCCCCGAGGCCCCUUCCCAUCUCUUCCUGCUGCUCAGGGGAAAGAGGGCCAGCAAGGGUGUGGAAUAAUAGAGGCAGAUGCGUGGAGCAGCCCUUCCCUGCACCCCACAUCCGUGGGGCUGAUGAGGUUGGGGCUGAGAGGUUCACUCUGCCCAGAGGCAGAUGGGGAUGGGGGCCGGCUCUCCCCAUCCAAAAACAGCCCUGCACCAGGGAUGACGCCGCCGAGUGCCCAGGGAGCAGCGUGCUGCACCCACUGCAGGCUGCGGGGAGGAAACAGCAAAACCACCCCAACGUGGCAGCACAGCAGCUUCCAAACCCACAGAGGCACAACGGUGCUGGGCUGCAUCCGGUGCAGAAGCACUCAGGGCGUGGAGGAUCUGUUCUCAUCCAAGCUGGAAAUGCCCAUUUCUACGACGGCGGUGGCUGCAGCCCCCUGCAGCCGAGUGCUUGAACAACGCUGGCAGGACAGGAGCUGCACUGAGGAAGGCCCUGCCCGCCCCCCGGCGCAGCAGCAGCACAGCGGCGCGAGGUGUUUUGUAUUUUUUAAUAAAGUUUGUAAUCCAAUGGACACACAAAACAAAACUGCGCUGAGAAAAACAGUUCCAUAAAUUAAUAAGUGUUAGGGGAGGUGAAGGGAGAAGGGGGGUAAAAAGUCUUUGUACAAGUGUAUAACACUUCCACAGCUCAUGAGACGAGGGAGGGGGGCAUGUUUAAAUGAAGCGCACUUACAAAUGAGUGACAAUACAAAGUCUGAGUAUGAAAAUAAGAUUUUCUCUGAAAACACAUUUUUGGCACAGAUUAAAAAAAAAUGUAUGUUGUGGGGAUUUGAUUUUUUUUUUUUUUCUUUUUAAAGUCAGUAUUAUAUAUAUUUAUAUAUAUUAUAUAUAUAUUUAUAUAUACACACACCCACUGAGUUCUGCAUAUCCCACCAGGAAGGAAAAUAGCUCUCCCUUUUGUUUUGCUUUUUUUUUUCUCUUUUUUUUUCUUUUUUUUUCCUCUUUUUUUUUCUUUUUUCAGUGUAAACUGUACAUCCCAGAUGAAGAGAAGACGGCUGCAGCAGGGGUGGGUGGAGGAGAGGAAGGUUCACAUCCAGGAAAAAAACAAAACCAACCAAAACGAAACAGAACAACGAAAAAAACCAACAACAA
This is a messenger RNA of Lagopus muta (rock ptarmigan), 4181 nucleotides long. RefSeq names its product zinc finger and BTB domain containing 17 (gene ZBTB17). Gene Ontology annotation, cellular component: nucleus. Gene Ontology annotation, biological process: regulation of transcription by RNA polymerase II. The transcript has 16 exons. Gene Ontology annotation, molecular function: protein binding; DNA-binding transcription factor activity, RNA polymerase II-specific; RNA polymerase II cis-regulatory region sequence-specific DNA binding. NCBI's taxonomy places the organism in Eukaryota, Metazoa, Chordata, Aves, Galliformes, Phasianidae. The record is from RefSeq and is a predicted model, not a curated record. Bases 353 to 2803 code for a protein of 816 amino acids.